AUGACGAACACCGCGUCGCUCCGAACGAAGGCGGGCCGCCGCGCGUCGUUGCUGGCCGGAGUGUUGGUCGGUGCCCUGCUCGCCACCGGGGCGGACGCGCAGGCCGCCACGCGCCCCACCGCAGAGUCCGCGGGCUUGAAUGCCCCCUCGACGUACGGUAUCGACUGGACCGACGUUCCGACCGAGCCGACGAAGACGGUGGUCAAGGUCACGGCUGAGAACUGCCUGUGCGACCUCACCGAGGGAACCUGCGACGCCAACUGCUGCUGCGACCCCGACUGCGAUUCCAACGAGAAGGCGCAGUUCACCGAAUGCGCGACUUGCGUUUACGACGGAGCCAACGCGGCCAUGAACGGCAAGGUGUGCCUCCCCGAGGGUCGCAGCCCUCCAUCACUGGAGUACUGCUUGCCCAGCUCGACGGUGUCGAGGGUCAACCUGCUCAGCAGCAGCAGCCUCGGUGUUGUCGAGCAGCGAAAGGCAGACAUGUCCUUCCUCUCGCAGCAGCUCUGCAUCAAGGAUGACAACAGCGCCUCGCUGGGAAAGUACUUCCUCGACCCGGGCUUUGCCACUGACGACAUCCUGAAGAGCUCGGUCACGCUCCAGAGCGAGAGAUUCUGGAAUCCCGUGCCCGCAGCCGCGUCCGAGACCCAGCCCAAGUACCGCCACAACGACACCAUCGGUGUCGUAAAAGCCGCAUCUGAGCCGCUGUUGCCCGGAAACAAGUUUGUGCUCCCAGGAGCCACGUUCAGCGGCGUGUGCGGAUGGACCAACGUGAUUGGGUACAAUAUGCCACUUCCCGCGUCCGCUGCUUCGGAAGAUGCCACCUGCCUGGUGCCCAUUGACGACACACUCUCGAAGAGUUGUACGACUCUCUUGAACGCCAAGUACCUGGUCAACGACCUCAAGCUGGCGAAGACUCCCGGAAGCAGCGCAACCCCGACGGAGGCUCCUACAAUCUCUUCCAUGAAGUACCGCUCUCGAAUUGGCGGCAAACUCACAGAUUUGACGGGUACAGUCCCUGCCGCGACGUUCACCGACGGCAGCGGCGGCUCUGGCGCUGCAGACACGUGUAAUUUCGCAGUCGUUGAGGCACACUACGUCAUCACGCACGACGGCAGUGGUUCCAUCAGCAGCUUUGCCGUUGACCUCGUCUUUGCCGACGUCAUGACCAGCACCAGGUGGUCAGCCGUGUACAAUGCCAAUGGUGCCCUGGCAGACCCGGGCAACCCCUCGUCCGUGCGUGUCAAGUACACGGUGUCCUGGAAACUCAGCGCCGAGACGGUGGUGCCCAGAAGCGGCGCGCCGGGUUACGUGGUUGGCGCUCCCCUCUUGGCAGGUACCAAAGACACGAGCUCUGGCAAAAAUGCCGUCGCACGUCUGAAGGAUGGCCUGACCAUACCUGGCGCGGGCCCCGAUGGGAGAUGCAGCGGCAACGGCAAGUCUACCGUGCGCUUCGGCAUGUCUCAAUCGAGCUCUUGCGCCAUCCCUCUCUCGCAAGAUAAUCUCAAGACUUUCUGCCAGGGCAGCGGCGACAAGGCAGUGGCCGACUACUUGUACGAUCUCAUCAGCGUGAACGGCGUGCUGGGUGGCACCACGCCUGACAAAACCAAGGCGCCUGGUUCAUCCGUGCCGCUUCCUGCCCAGCUCAUGGACGGUCUCCUGUAUGGAACGUUGGAUAGCAACUACGAUCUCAGCGCAAAGACGGUGAUGGUGGCUGCGUGGGCCAACGCGAAUUACGAGAACAUCGCUGACUGGAAGUCGUGCGAUGCAACCGACACGACCGACUGCGCCACGGAGCUGACCGCCGCAGAGCAGCUCACCAAACCCUCCGGGGACUCAGCCAUGUCUUGGGAUGAAACGACAAAGACAUGCAAAAACGUCGCUGUCGGCGUCAACAUCGACGUGCUCACUGCCAAGGUUGGCCACCUCGACCACGCGCAGUCUAAGGUCCAGCGGGUGAAGGUGAGCUGGAAUCUCGCGGACUGGACCUACACGGACUUUCCUUGGGACAACGCCGCCGACGACCGUCAGGACUUUAUGCUGAAGUCCACGGUGCACUUUGUGGAGAUGGCUCAGGAUGCUCCGGAGGGUGUGAAACCUGCGUCCCCUCCCAUCCUGCCGACGCUCCCAGCGGAUGUCUUCUAUCCAUUCCUCAGCGCCGGGCCCGCCGGUGGGCGCGCUGCGGCUUCGGCGGCGUGGUGUGUGGCUCUCGUUGCAGCCAUAUUUGUGGCUUGGGUGACGGCUCGCGGAGACGAUUCGUACUGAGAGAGAGGCGUCUUUGUUUGUCAAAUGUUAAUAUACUACGUGAUACUCCCUCU
Messenger RNA from Micromonas commoda, 2318 nucleotides. RefSeq lists its product with no specific name. NCBI's taxonomy places the organism in Eukaryota, Viridiplantae, Chlorophyta, Mamiellophyceae, Mamiellales, Mamiellaceae. The coding region runs from base 1 to 2265 and encodes 754 amino acids. The transcript has a single exon. The record is from RefSeq and is a predicted model, not a curated record.